Colius striatus (speckled mousebird) is the source of this 6187-nucleotide messenger RNA. RefSeq names its product bromodomain containing 3 (gene BRD3). Gene Ontology annotation, biological process: regulation of DNA-templated transcription; chromatin remodeling. The record is from RefSeq and is a predicted model, not a curated record. NCBI's taxonomy places the organism in Eukaryota, Metazoa, Chordata, Aves, Coliiformes, Coliidae. The coding region runs from base 334 to 2502 and encodes 722 amino acids. Gene Ontology annotation, cellular component: nucleus; chromatin. The transcript has 13 exons.
GGCUGAGCGGCAGCGGGCGGUGGGGAGGAGACUCUGCGCUCGCUGGCGUGCCGUCCCUCCGCCACGGGUUCUACCAAGACCAGAACUAAUCCAGUCCUGCAGAUUUGAUCCAAAGGGUGUUAAUGUUCGUGGAAAAGCUCCCACUGACUUCAGUACAUGCUGGCUCUGCUCUUCAGACCUGACUGCUGCAAACAAACUGGAGCUUACAUUUGCCAUGGUUGUAUGGUUGGACCCUGGAAAUGGGAUGUCAGUCCCAUUCAGGGAGCAUAAAGGAAGAAAGAAACUCUCCCAGUUGCUGCCACUGUGACAGCGAGUGAGAGCAAGAGCAGGAAGAUGUCGACAGUCACAUCAGCAAUCCAGGCUCCUCAGGGCCCUGUGAACCCACCGCCCCCGGAGGUGUCCAAUCCCAAUAAGCCUGGCAGGAAGACCAACCAACUGCAAUAUAUGCAAAAUGUGGUGGUAAAGACCUUGUGGAAGCAUCAGUUUGCUUGGCCUUUCUACCAACCUGUGGAUGCAAUUAAACUGAACUUGCCGGAUUAUCACAAAAUAAUAAAAAACCCCAUGGACAUGGGGACGAUCAAGAAGCGCCUGGAACACAACUAUUACUGGAGUGCCAGUGAAUGUAUGCAGGACUUCAACACCAUGUUUACAAACUGUUACAUUUAUAACAAGCCCACAGAUGACAUAGUCCUCAUGGCACAAGCCCUGGAGAAGAUAUUUCUGCAGAAGGUUGCCCAGAUGCCUCAGGAGGAAGUGGAAUUAUUACCCCCAGUUGCUAAAGGCAAAGGUCGCAAGCCGUCAGCCGGCACGCAGAGUGCAGGAGCGCAGCAAGCCGUGGCCGUGUCUUCCGUCUCCCCGCCGGCCCCGUUCCAGAACGUCCCUCCAGCCGUGUCUCAGACGCCCGUCAUUGCUGCCACCCCUGUGCCAACCAUCACCGCUAAUGUCCCGCCUGUCACUGCCCCUCCCGCCGCUGCUCCCCCUCCGCCUGCCGCUCCGAUAAUGCCCGUGGUGCCUCCUACGCCACCGGUGGUCAAGAAAAAGGGAGUGAAGAGGAAAGCGGACACGACGACCCCCACCACGUCGGCCAUCACCGCCAGCCGCAGCGAGUCGCCCACGCCGCUCUCGGACCCCAAGCAGGCCAAAAUCAUCGCGCGGCGCGAGAGCGGCGGCCGGCCCAUCAAACCACCAAAGAAGGACCUGGAAGAUGGAGAGGUCCCCCAGCACGCAGGGAAGAAAGGCAAACUCUCUGAGCAUCUCAAGUACUGUGACAGCAUUCUCAAGGAGAUGCUCUCGAAGAAGCAUGCAGCCUAUGCAUGGCCCUUUUACAAGCCUGUUGAUGCAGAGGCCUUGGAAUUACAUGACUAUCACGAUAUUAUCAAACACCCCAUGGAUCUCAGUACUGUUAAAAAAAAAAUGGACAGUCGGGAGUACCAGGAUGCACAAGGUUUUGCUGCAGACAUUCGGUUAAUGUUCUCUAAUUGUUACAAGUACAAUCCUCCAGACCACGAAGUGGUAGCGAUGGCCAGGAAGCUCCAGGAUGUCUUUGAGAUGAGGUUUGCAAAGAUGCCUGAUGAGCCUGCAGAGGCCCCUCCUCCACCUCCCCCGACAGCACCAGUGGUGAGCAAAAGCACAGAGAGCAGUCACAGCAGCGAGGAGAGCUCCUCUGACUCGGAUAGCUCCGACUCGGAAGAGGAGCGAGCAACCCGGCUGGCAGAGCUCCAGGAGCAGCUGAAGGCCGUUCAUGAGCAGCUGGCUGCAUUGUCACAAGCACCAGUGAACAAACCAAAGAAAAAAAAAGAGAAGAAGGAAAAAGAGAAGAAGAAGAAAGAUAAAGAGAAGGAGAAAGAAAAGCACAAAGUAAAAGCCGAGGAGGAAAAGAAACCCAAGGUGGCCCAACCACCAAAACAAGCCCAACAGAAGAAAGCCCCAGCUAAGAAAGCAAACAGCACAACCACAGCUAACAGGCAGCCCAAGAAAGGAGGCAAACAGGCAUCUGCAACCUACGAUUCAGAUGAGGAAGAGGAAGGUCUGCCCAUGACCUAUGAUGAGAAACGACAGCUCAGCUUGGACAUCAACCGCCUGCCUGGGGAGAAGCUGGGCAGGGUAGUGCACAUCAUCCAGUCCCGGGAACCUUCCCUCAGAGACUCCAAUCCCGACGAGAUAGAGAUAGAUUUUGAAACAUUGAAGCCCACAACGUUACGAGAACUGGAGAGAUAUGUGAAGUCUUGUUUACAGAAAAAACAAAGGAAACCCUUUUCUGCAAGUGGAAAAAAGCAAGCAGCAAAGUCAAAAGAAGAGUUAGCUCAGGAAAAGAAGAAAGAACUAGAAAAACGGUUACAGGACGUCAGUGGGCAGCUAAACAACAACAAGAAGCCUGCAAAGAAAGAGAAAUCCAGCUCAGCUCCCUCCGGAGGCCCUUCCCGGCUCAGCAGCAGCAGCUCCUCCGAGUCAGGCAGCAGCAGCUCCAGCGGCUCCAGCUCAGACAGCAGCGAUUCAGAAUGACUUACGGACACUUCCCCUCCCAACACACAACGGACAUCACCCUCACCGAUGCUCUGCAGUGUUCCUUUCUCUCCUUAAUAUACUGCUCUUGUUCCACAGUGGUCAGGUUUUUGUUUUCCUCUCUUUCUCUGACUUUUUUAUUUUGUUUUUUAACUCAGUGUUAUAAAAGGUAUCUUCCAGUUUUUGGGGGAGUGCUCUUUUAAUAGGUCAAAGCUCUUUGCGUGUGUGUGUGUGUGUGUGUGUGACUAGACUUUAUGACAAAUAGUUUCCUUCACAUAAAGUCUCUAAAAUAACAUUUUUACUGAAAAAGAUUGGUUGCAAAUGAAAGAACUUUAUACUCUUAGCAGGAGGUAAAUAGCAAGUUCUGCAAGGUUUGUAGUACGUUUCCCUCCCCACCAGCUCCUUCCCUCUCCCCAGAUUGUUCUCUUUUAACAAGACUGCCUGGCUCACACAGGGUCAAACAAGAUCUUGGGGUUUUCUGAAGAAAUCUGUGAAAUGGUACUGUAUCUGAGAGAUGUUAGCUUUUGAACUAGUUGGUGUAUUUGUUACUAGCACUAGUAUUCUUAAUCUCCAAGUCUGCAGUGUGAUGAAAAUGGCAGAUGCCAUCAACUUUUCAUAUAAAAACGACCCCACCAAAAAAGAAGUUCUCAUGUGCUGUGGCUUGCUGACGGGCUCUUGUUUCUUUCCAUCUUGGUAGAGACAUUGGCACCUGUUUGGGAAGGUAUUUAAGCAUGAAUUUCACUUUGAAGACACAAGCUCGAAGUGGUUGCACCCCAUGGGUUUCGACUGAGAUUUGUUGUUUUUUCCUGGGGAUACAUUGGGAAUAAGGGAGUGAGGGACACUCAGCUUUCUUGGGAAUGGCGUUUUUAACAUCAAAUAGAUCAUUUCCAGGAAAUGGACACUCUCUAUGAAAGGUUUCAUUUAAUUGAAAACAGGUUUUGGCUGAAAGCUCUCAUCUGGAGCUCAGAGUGAUCCCUGCAGAGUGACCAAGGCAAGUCAUGUGCUCCUUACUAGACACACACUGAAGUAUUUUCUCCAUGACAAGCACAUCAGUCUGGGCUUAAAAUAACAGAGCACUUGAGCUCCAGCUCAAGGCUGGAGGCUGAGCUGGCAGGGGAAUUGCAGAAGGAUGCUCUGUGGGUUUGGGUGGGGAUUUUUCCCCCCUCUCUCUCAUUAUUUCAGUAGUGAGCUCCUAGAAGGUGAAUGCUGCUUCAGUGUCAUGCAAUGUGCAGGUUUCCAGGCACUGAAAUCCUUAACCAAAAGAAAAAAGAGGGGAGGGAGAAAAAAACAGCAAAGAGACAAUUUUUAAUGCCAUUUUUUUUAUUCCAGCCUAAUGUUUGACCUGCACUGCUGCAGUCUGCUGUUCUCACCCUCCCUCAGUUCAUGUACAUAAAAGUACUUUAUUUAUUAAACACCACUGGUCAUUUAAAACCCAAUUAACAAUCACACAAGCAAAGCUGCAUUGUGCAGCCCAGCAGAAAUGCAGACUUGGAACGUGGUUUGAAGCAGAUUGUAAGGAAAAAAACCCCACAAACCAUCAACAAAGCAAAUAAAAAUCUGGGACUUUAUUCAGGUUCAUUGGACUCGAUUCCUCCAGGUGCUGCAGUCCCCUCUGCCACGUGUCUGGUGCUCUGGCAUUUUCCCUGUGUUGGGUUUUUGAUGGGUUUUCUCUCUCCUUUCACUUUCCACCCCAGCUCCUUUUUUUUCCCCCCUGUUUUGUACAGAUGUUGGAGCCGCACAGGUAGAUAAAAUUUCUUGAUGUUAUUGUUUUCUCAGAGAUCCUUUUGCUGUAGAACAGUGGGGUUGGGUUGUUCUUUCUAAUCCAAGUUUAGGGUAACCCGAGUUCUAUCAUUAUAUCCAAUUUGUAAGCUGAGGGGCAGGGAUUGAUUGUCAAUUUUGAACUUCUUAUUGUAAAGAAAACACACAUAGAAAUAUAAAGUUCUGCCUUCUCCCAGCACCAGCCCCUAAGGCUGCCUCUCUCUGCCUUGGGACAGCCCCAAAGUUGGCUCAGCUGCAGGCUGGCAGGGGUUUACCAGAGGCAACCUUUGCCCAUAGGUGAGUGGCCCUGGCAGACUCCUCAGCCCCAGCACACAGGUUUCAUUGCAUGCUCAGCCUCCAAGAGCUGGCACACGAGGUGUAAUGUGGGGAUGUGUGAUGUCUGGGGCUGUCCCUUGGCUGGAAGGCUGGGGAGCUGCUGGCCCAGCCCAUUAUUAGCACUCGGUGUUUUGCUUCUUACUGCAGCCACAUUCAUCUGCCAGUCACUCCCUGCCCAUCAAACGAGGUUUUAUCAGCCAAGCACACAUCCAUCCUCAAAAAUCUGUCAAAGCUCAACAUCUGUGAGUGUUCCAACACACAUCUCAUACAGCUGGUGUGCCUCUGGCUGUUUCACCCCUACAGUAGCACAAACACACUCUCCACAGCUUGCUGUAGAAAAGCAUUCCCAUUUCCUUGCUAAGAGCUGAUGGAUGGGAUUUGAACCUUUCCUACUGACAGGGUUUGUAGAGCUGAUGUUUCAGGACUAUGUCCCUGGGGCUGGUGCGUGUGCAGGAGGGACACAGCCCCCCCCAGCCCCUCCCCAGCCCCCUGCACCUCUGUAUAUACGGAGUAGUUCCCCGGUGAGGUCUCUUUCCAUGUCUCUGUGUGGUAGAAGCAGGCUGCAGUUACCUAAUCUAGUUCCUUCUCUGUUUUGGGGACUCUUAGACCAGGUUUUCUUUUGGGUUUGUCUUGUUUUUCUCCUCGUUUUGAAAGGAAUGAUGUUCUUUAAAGUCGGGGUUGGAGCUGGGGGAGGGGCUCGGGGCGUGACAAAGCAAAACCACCACCUCUUAGCACCGGCUUUGCAAAGGAGGUGUUCUCAGCACAGGAGCAGUGCCCACCGUGCUGGCUGUGGGCAGAGGCCUGCUGAAGAGAAAUACAGGGCAGAGGAUCCAUCCACUGCCAGCAUUACCUUGCUUGUAAAAACAAUGAGCAGCGUUUUGUGUGUGUUUUUUUAAAAAGAAAUGCUCUUUGCAUAACUUUUUAAAUGUAAUUUUUAAAAACAAAGAAACCACCAGCUAGGAUUUGACACGGGCCACUUGGACCUUCCCCCUGAUCCUGGCUUAACCAAUCCACUGAGGUUUGUUGUUGUAUUUUUUUUGCUUUGGGUUUGGGGGUUUUGGGUUCUUUUGGGUUUUUUUUUUUACUAUUUAAAACAAGAAGAGCAAUCCUGUUCCUCCCUGUCUGAUGUGCAUGCAGAUUUACAGUAACUCCUUUUCUUAACACUUUUUAGUGCCAUUUCUAGUAUAUCCCUGUAAAUGUCAAGUUACUGAAAAGAAAUGAGUCAGUGUAAGUAGUUUAGCUUGUUUAUGGCAAAUUGCUGGCCUCAAACACAACAGAAGUUGAAAAGGACAAAAAAAGACUUAGAAAGUAAAUCUUUGAUGUUGCUGGUAAUCAUGGACCCCGGUCCUGGGACAUUUGUUUUGUUUUCAUAAUAAAAAGAGAAAUUGUUUUGUGUGUUGCAGUCUGAUGCCAUGUUUUCCCCUCUCCCUUCCCCUGUCUCCUUUUGCAGGUGGUGUAUUUGCUCCCAUUGAAAUCCCACAGGGCUUUGAUGGAGUUGAGGGGCAUGGCCCAGAGUUUGAGGGUCCCCAGUGCCACGAGCGUGGAAAUCAUGUGGGAUCCUGCUGGCACUGAUGAAGAGCUUUCAGUGCCU